AUGGUGUUGAGGAAAGAAUUCUGGUUGAUGAAGCUUCUGAAGAGGCAGACGACGCCGGAUAUGGAACAGAAUCUCACCGUCUCUUCCCGGAAGAAGGCCGGCCGAGAAAUGUUGACUCUCCUCGCCACCUUCGUUAGACAAAAUGGCAUGAGCAAAGGGUAUGAGGUUUAUCAGUUUGUUGAGUAUCAUAAUCACUUAAUGGUUGCGGAUGAGCAUAAGCAUUUUAUGACGGCCAAUCGCAGUCUGGAUCCUAUCCAUCGGAGGUUUAUGGAGGAUUGUGGCAGGUGUAAUAUUGGUCCCACACUCACAUUCAAACUUCUGAAGGAGAUAAUGGGUGGACCUGAAAAUGAAUCAUCUGAUGCCUUCUAUUAUGAAAUUGAGAUAGGAUCUCAUGGAAAUUUAACUAAACUCUUCUGGGCUGAUGCUAUUUCAAGACGAAAUUAUCAUAUGUUUGGAGAUGUAAUUUCAUUUGACUCAACAUACAACACUAACAGGUAUUGCAUGAGUUUUGCUCCAUUCACUGGAAAAUAUAACCAUUCCAGAGCAGUUACAUUUGGAGCUGGAUUGUUAUCAAGUGAAGAGCCUGAUGAGUUUGAUAUAAUAUGGAAUGAUAUGAUGGAACGGUAUGGAUUAGAAGAUGUGCACUGGACUACAUCGAUGUCUGAAUCAGAGAAUUGCUUUUUAAAAAACUACACAAAGCCUCGUGCAAAUCUUGUACAGUUCAUCAAUUUCUUUAACUAUGCUGUGGGAGAUCAAAGGAAUGCCAAUUCACGAUUGAACUACUUGGAUUACUCAACUAUUCCUUAUAUGUCAACCCAAUUGCCUAUUGAGAAGCAUGCAUCUACAAUCUACACUGAUUCUAUUUUCAAACAUGUACAACAGGAAAUAAGUAUGGUAUGUGAGAUUGUUUCGAUAACUGUUGAGGAUAACAUCAAGAUGCAUAUGGUCAAGGACCAAUAUGGUAGAACAUGGGAUGUUAAGUAUGAUUGUAAGCAAGACACAUUCGACUGUAGUUGUAAGAAGUUUUCUGGAAUUGAUUUGGAUGAAAAGCAGGAAGUUAAGAAAAAGUUAUUCUCCAACUUUUAUCAAUUAGUCCAAAAGUCUGAGGGAAGUAUGGAUCAUCUGUCUUUAUUAUGUGCUGGUCUUGAUGAUUUGGAAGAGCAUAUAUUUGGAAAUUGUGCAAUACCUUCAGUUAUUGAAAAGAAAAAGAUGGUUGAGGAAUUUUAUGGAAUGGCAGUACCUGAUGUAAUUGAUGUACAUCCUCCAGAUGUUGUUAGAACCAAAGGAUCAACUAGUGACAAAGUAUCAAAGAGGGAGAGUGCAAUAAGGAAAGCAAAUAAGCCUCUACGACGGUGUGGUAAAUGUCAUAAGAUGGGUCGUCAUGAUUCAAGAAAUUGUGGUAGAUUCAAUGAGAAGGCAGAUUGA
Salvia splendens (bonfire salvia) is the source of this 1425-nucleotide messenger RNA. RefSeq lists its product as uncharacterized. NCBI's taxonomy places the organism in Eukaryota, Viridiplantae, Streptophyta, Magnoliopsida, Lamiales, Lamiaceae. The record is from RefSeq and is a predicted model, not a curated record. Bases 1 to 1425 code for a protein of 474 amino acids. The transcript is spliced from 7 exons.